Toxorhynchites rutilus septentrionalis is the source of this 582-nucleotide messenger RNA. Its product is annotated as m7GpppN-mRNA hydrolase-like. Gene Ontology annotation, cellular component: cytoplasm; P-body. The record is from RefSeq and is a predicted model, not a curated record. The annotation marks the transcript as partial. NCBI's taxonomy places the organism in Eukaryota, Metazoa, Arthropoda, Insecta, Diptera, Culicidae. The transcript is spliced from 2 exons. Gene Ontology annotation, biological process: deadenylation-dependent decapping of nuclear-transcribed mRNA.
AUGAAACAUGUUCUCUUGGUACAAUCUUACAAGGGUAAAUGGGGAUUCCCCCAAGGCAAAGCGGAAAAGGAAGGAAAAGAGGAUCCAUUCGAUUGUGCUGUGCGGGAAGUUCUCGAGGAGAUCGGAUACGACAUUCGGAAGAAAGCGUCCGGUAAAUUUUGGGAUGUAAUGUUUACACAUCCCUCGAGAUUAUACUUGGUUCCUGAUGUGCCAUAUUCGACGAAUUUCCGGCCUCAAACGAGAAACGAAAUACGGAGGAUAAAAUGGUUUCCGAUCGAGAGUCUACCGAACAGUAACGCUGAGUCCUACAAGGGUAAAUGGGGAUUCCCCCAAGGCAAAGCGGAAAAGGAAGGAAAAGAGGAUCCAUUCGAUUGUGCUGUGCGGGAAGUUCUCGAGGAGAUCGGAUACGACAUUCGGAAGAAAGCGUCCGGUAAAUUUUGGGAUGUAAUGUUUACACAUCCCUCGAGAUUAUACUUGGUUCCUGAUGUGCCAUAUUCGACGAAUUUCCGGCCUCAAACGAGAAACGAAAUACGGAGGAUAAAAUGGUUUCCGAUCGAGAGUCUACCGAACAGUAACGCUGAG